Messenger RNA from Callorhinchus milii (elephant shark), 3248 nucleotides. RefSeq names its product 5'-3' exonuclease PLD3. The record is from RefSeq and is a predicted model, not a curated record. NCBI's taxonomy places the organism in Eukaryota, Metazoa, Chordata, Chondrichthyes, Chimaeriformes, Callorhinchidae. Bases 389 to 1876 code for a protein of 495 amino acids. The transcript has 11 exons. Gene Ontology annotation, molecular function: catalytic activity.
CUGUAAGUCUUAUGAAUUGUGAUCCCGAUUGAUACGAUUUAUGUGAGUUUUACUUGUAAUACCACAAACCUACAGACUAAAAAAUAAUGAUUUCAUGAAAGUCCUCAUUGAGUAAUUCACCCUUUCAAAUAGUUCAAAACUCCUUUUUGGACCACAGAUAUUUUAUUAACUUUUGACUCCCAAAUAGAGCUUGUUUGGGGAAAAACAAGAUAAUGAAGAAGACCCUGAAACACAUUUGCUUUUUGGAGUUUACCAACUCUACCACCUUCCUCGUACCGAAAACCCAGACAUUUCAGAAAUGAAUCACAGGGGAUUUUGAGGGCAGCAACCAUUUUGUAAGUACUGAUUCUUCACGUUCUACAGAAGAUUUCAAUUUUAUCUAAUAUAAAUGAAGCCCUUCAAGAACCCAGAAAAUCAAGUUUCACAAGCUCUGUACGAAGAACCUUUAUGUCUAAAUGUUGCAAGUCAUCGGAAAGGCAACAACAAACAGCACCGAGGACCAACUGUUCUGUGCAUAUUCUUCACUUUCUGCCUGGUGGUAAUUAUGUUUGAUCUGUUCAACCCCAAGUUAGCAGAAUACGCCACAGACCCCGACAAGAUCGGGGAAGUUGCAACCAAAGCUUCUUGUGAUGAUCCCUGCAGUUUUGUUCUGGUAGAAACUAUUCCAUGUGAUAUGGCCUAUGAAGAAAGUGCUGCCAAAUAUCAAUCCAUAUACUACUCUUGGAUGGAUCUCAUCAAGAUAGUCCAAAGUAGCCUGGAUAUUGCCUCCUUUUAUUGGACUCUUGCUGGGAGUGAUAUAAAUGUCACCGACCCCACCUCCAAGCCUGGUGAACUCCUCCUUCAAGAACUGGGGAAAUUGCCAUUACGUAAUGUCAGUGUUCGCAUUGCAACAAGUGCAAGGUCACUUCCACACCUGGUUUCCACCGACCUCAAAAUUCUUAAGGAGAAAGGAAUUCAAGUAAGAAAGGUGAACUUUGAUAGGUUAACGAAAGGUGUAUUGCACACAAAAUUCUGGAUUGUAGAUAAGAAACACAUUUACAUCGGUAGUGCGAAUAUGGAUUGGAGAUCACUCACUCAGGUGAAAGAGCUGGGCGCCGUGAUUUAUAACUGCAGCUGCCUUGCCAAUGAUUUCUCCAAAAUCUUUGAAGCUUACUGGGAUCUCGGCCAGUCUAAUGCCACCAUUCCUUCUCCGUGGCCAUCAAGUUACUCCACCACAUUUAACAAGGAGACGCCUCUCAAAAUAAAACUGAAUGGAACUGCUGCAGAGGCAUAUUUCUCAAGUUCGCCUCCUAACCUAUGUCCAAAGGGACGAACUCCUGACCUUGAUGCUAUUCUCAGCGGUAUUGACACCGCAAAACAAUUUCUGUACGUGUCUGUCAUGGAAUAUUUUCCAACAUCACGGUUUCUACAUCAAGAAUUGUAUUGGCCACAUAUUGACGACUCACUGAGAAGAGCAGCUAUUGAGCGACAUGUGCAUGUUAAAAUGUUGAUGGGUUACUGGCGUCAUACAGACAAAUCCAUGUUGUCUUACCUUAAAUCACUGCAUGUCCUUACAAUGAUCAGAAAAGUCCAUUUUGAAGUGAAACUGUUCAUUGUUCCUGUGGGAAAGCACAGCAACAUACCAUAUGCGAGAGUGUUUCACAACAAGUACUUUGUGACAGAGAAUGUGGCAUAUGUAGGUACAUCAAACUGGUCCUUUGACUACUUCAAUUCUACAACUGGGGUAGGUCUGAUUAUUAAUCAGUCUUCAGAAAAUGGCACAGGAGCUGGUGAGACAGCUCAGUAUCAGCUAAAGAAGCUGUUUGAACGAGACUGGAACUCAAACUAUUCUGUAAACUUGGCUGAUUUGGAAGAUGAUGCCCGCUUUUUUGUUUAAAAUUAACAGAUGAGUAUAAUGCUUUAUACAUAGGUUUUAGUAAGUGUAUUGCAUCUCUCAGCAUUACUACUAUAUGUAUGAAUCAUGUCUGGAUUGGGGCUGACAGGUGGAAAAACAGCCACUUAAAGGCAAACCUUUUUAUAUUGUUGAAAGUGGAGAAGUGAAAUUAGUAAGAAAUGGUCUCUGAACAGCUGCAUUUCUUUCACUCUACUUAAUGGGGAGCAAUGAUUCACAAAGCAGUGAAUCAUUGUGUUAUAUUGGGCACUCAUGUAAUUAAUGAAUGCCUGAAAUAGCCAUUAAUUAUGACACUUGAAAUAAAUGCCAUGUGUCUGGUAAUGAAUUUAAUUCAUAAGUGUGCCUUCUUGCAAUGUCACAAUCUGAGAAUUUUAACAGUUUGAUGUGUAAUUCUGCUUUGCUGAUUAACAUUGUUGCUAAGACAUGGUAGUCUUGGGUCCACUGGCUGUAAAUUAUGACUGUAUGUGCUGCUUCAUUUAUACUGCAUUACAGCAGGUACUUUUUAGUGUUGAAGAAGACAUUUCAUAUUUGCAACAGAAAAUAAUACAAAUAUGAUGAGUUUUGACAAUGUAUAAAGCUCCUCUAUAAUAAAACAUCAAUGAGUUCAGAGUUGUCAAUCAUAAAUUUUUAGUGCAUCACUUUUUCUUCCCUAUAAUAUUUCACCCAAACCAUUAACUUGCCAACGCCAUGAAUUGUAUAAGGUGAAAAGAGAAAGUUUGAACUUGUACUCAAACACUUCAGUCUGAAAAAUAUCAACAAAAAGAACGGGAUCAGGAUUCCCACAUGGCUCAUUAAGUAAAACCCACCAUGGUACGUGCUGUAUUGAGCCAUUACAGACCAGAAAGGCUCCACAAUCAUCUUCUGGAAAUGACUAAAUGAAUCAGCACUGAUGUAGCAAGUUCACACCUGGGCCAGUUUACUUUUUGUAGAUCUAAUUCAAUUUAAUUCUGAAAAAGCUAAGGUGUUUUCUUUUUUCAUUUUAAAAACUCUAGGUUUAGGCAAUUAAUACUUUGUGUAUCAUCUGCCUUUUUAAAAAAUGCUUUGCAUACAUAGCUCCCAUAAACGUAUAACUUCAGGAUUGAAUUAAAAAUCUAAUCUAUACUACUGUAUUUGCUGAGGCUUAACAAAAAUCUUUAUUGGACAAGCCUUCGCUCUGGAGCAUGUGGUGAUCAUUUUUGAAUUAUGUUCCAUACUAUAUAAAGAGAUUUUAGUUUUAAAGUUCUGUGAAAUAAUGGAAUGUUUAGUUAUAAUCUAUGACUUGUGCUUUGGUGAUUUUUUUUAAUAAACAAAUUAAUAAAAUAUUUGGAAGAGUAUAUGUGUUUGUUACCCCUUUUCCAUUCAUACUCUGAAUGGAACU